UCCCGGAAAAUUUCAUUCAUCGAUUAUCGUUUUACGACUGUGAAAUUGAUAAACAUUACAUUUAUAUCAACAAUAAUUUAACAUUCCAAUGAAGAAAAUGUUCAAUUAUUUUCUCCAAAUAAUUAGUUCGAAGGAUUUCAAAUGAAUAACUAGUUUUCUCAAAUUUAAAUUGCGUAAGUGUGGUGAAACUCUGCGAGCACAAUUAAUAAAUACUUCAAAUGAAUCAAAACAGAAAUGAAAUGGGUUCCAGUGCUCUCGAAGCGAACUAUGUUUAUAUAUUUCAUAUUAUUAUUUCUAUUAUAUUCAUUAUAUGCACUGAAUACCUGUUUAGUUGACGAAACGAGGUUUUCUCUAAAAUAUGUAUAUUUAAAAAAUCACAUAUCAAAAUACAAGAGUGCUACUUUUCGUUUGGCUUCCCUCCUUGGGUUUAACUUAGAAGAGGACAAGUAUAUGAGACUGAAACGUAACUCUGUGUCAGUUAAGAGAUUACCGGACGCACUCAUCAUUGGCGUUAAAAAAUGUGGAACUAGAGCACUGUUGGAAUUUUUAAGACUUCAUCCUGAUGUUAGAGCUGCAGGUUCAGAAGUGCAUUUCUUUGAUAAAUUUUACCAUAAAGGCUUUGAAUGGUAUAGGGAGAGAAUGCCACCUACAUUGGAGGGUCAGAUCACUAUGGAAAAAACCCCAUCAUACUGGGUGACUCGAUCUGCACCAAGAAGAGUUUAUGCUAUGAACCCUUCCGUGAAGUUGUUAGCUGUUGUCCGUGAUCCUGUCACGCGUGCCAUAAGUGACUAUACGCAGUCUGCAAGUAAAAGACCUUCUUUGCCGCGUUUCGAGGAGUUGGUACUGAUUAACAGAUCGGCGGGGUGGGACGGCAAGACUGCUGUGGACGCACUCUGGGCGCCGGUGAGGCUUGGGGUGUAUGCGAGGCCAUUGAGGAGAUGGUUACGUCGGUUCCGUCGUCGAAGUCUGCUGCUGAUCAAUGGGGAACAACUUAUCAGUGAUCCCGCAGCCGAAAUGGCUAAAGUUCAGGAGUUCCUUGGUCUUAAAAAGGUGAUAACGGAAAAGCACUUCUACUUUAACUCGACAAAAGGUUUUCCAUGCCUUCUGAAAUCGGAAAGCAGAUCUACUCCACACUGCCUGGGGAAAACAAAAGGCAGGAGUCACCCACAUAUAGACCCAAAAACUAUAGAACAGUUGAGAGAUUUCUAUAGGCCCUACAAUGAAAAGUUCUACCAACUGGCAGGGAUUAACUUUGGUUGGCCUUGAUAUAUGUCUGUAUGGUAAUGUAUUUGUUACACACAAAUUAAUUUAAGCGAAACACUAUUGUUAUUAAAUAUUUAUUUAUUUUAAAAUUAUUUAUUAAUAUGUUAUUUAUUGCAUCCAAAAUAUAAGAGAAAAUGUUGGACUUUAGUUGAAUGUAAAUCCUGAAAAAUAGAGCCAUAAUUGCAUAAUAAUUUUUAGCUUUAAAUUGUCAGGAUUAAUUUUAUUAAGAAUCAUCGGGUCGAUUACAAUAUAAGUACAAAGUUACCAAUGUUUUAUAAGUUAAGACAUGAUUUUAAUUAAUGGAUCUCUAUUGCUUUAUAAUUAUGCUACUACUUAUAUAUAUUUACCUACUUACUAUAUCUUCCACAUAAUCACUUAAAUUAAUAUUUAAAUUAUAGUUUGCAAACACACUAUAGUGUAGACGCUUUCCUGUUCCUAAUUUAAAUAAAAACGUUCCUACUUGUUCCAUAUAUUAUCAUGCUUCAUAAUUUAUACGAUUGUGAAGUUUCGUUGAGUAAAGUAUGGGGUUUAUUCAAUAAAAAGAUUAUGGUCAUUUCGGUCUAAAAAGAUGUCCCUGAUAUUCUGGUUUAUACUUAAAAGUUUUAUGAUACGAGUGAAGUAAAAUCUGAAGCAUAUUCAGAAAUAAUCUUUUCAAAAUUUGUGUUUAAUUUUUACAUCAAUAUGAGAAUCAUUUAAUUGGUCUAAAGAUGUUGAUAUUAUAAUAUAACCAAUGGCGACGGGUUAAGUUUUCCGAAAGGGAAUCCGACACAACAUAUAGGUACAUUAUAUUUAACAC
Molecule: messenger RNA, 2059 nt
Organism: Manduca sexta (tobacco hornworm)
Lineage: Eukaryota; Metazoa; Arthropoda; Insecta; Lepidoptera; Sphingidae
Gene: Hs3st-B
Product: heparan sulfate glucosamine 3-O-sulfotransferase 3B1
Exons: 6
Coding region: 235-1266 (343 amino acids)
Molecular function (GO): [heparan sulfate]-glucosamine 3-sulfotransferase activity
Source: RefSeq, a predicted model, not a curated record